AUGAGCAAAAGUUGUAAAGGCUCGCUCGACGACUACCUCGACUGCAUCGAGCGCUCGGCGUGCGUCGCGACGGAAAAGAGAGACCCGCGAGACUGCGCCAAGGGCGCGAACGGCGCCGAGCGCCCGAGCGAGUGCGAGACGAAGCGUGGGAACUAUUUGCAGUGCAGACGAGGACAACUGGACAUGCGCACGCGUCUGCGAGGGAACAAAGGAUACUGA
Molecule: messenger RNA, 219 nt
Organism: Ostreococcus tauri
Lineage: Eukaryota; Viridiplantae; Chlorophyta; Mamiellophyceae; Mamiellales; Bathycoccaceae
Product: Cytochrome c oxidase assembly protein PET191
Exons: 1
Coding region: 1-219 (72 amino acids)
Biological process (GO): mitochondrial respiratory chain complex IV assembly
Cellular component (GO): mitochondrion
Source: RefSeq, a predicted model, not a curated record